AGGAAAUCAGGUGCAGGCUCUCGGAGACCCUCUCACAGGGUCCAGCCCGGAGCUUUCAGUCAUGGUCUUCGAGUCUCUGGUCAGCGACCUGCUCAACAGGUUCAUCGGAGACUAUGUGGAGAACCUGGACAAAUCCCAGCUGAAGAUCGGGAUCUGGGGAGGAAAUGUUGUGCUUGAGAACCUGAAGGUGAAGGAGAACGCUCUGAGUGAGUUUGAUGUCCCAUUCAAAGUGAAGGCCGGACAGAUCGGGAAGCUGACACUGAAGAUUCCCUGGAAAAAUCUCUACAACGAUGCUGUGGUCGCUACGCUGGAAGGACUCUACUUGCUGGUUGUCCCUGGAGCUACACUGAAGUACGAUGCUGCCAAGGAGGAGUGCUACCAGCUGGAGGCAAAGCAGAAGGAGCUGCAGCGCAUCGAGGAGGCUCUACAGAUGGCUGCACGCAGAGAAAAACCUCAAGAGGAGAAGAAGGACUCGUUUUUUGAGAAGCUGGCCGCUCAGGUGAUCAAAAACCUGCAGAUCAAGAUCAGCAGCAUCCACCUGCGCUAUGAGGAUGAUCUGUCGGACCCAAAGCACCCCCUGUCUAUGGGAGUAACACUAUCAGAGCUCAGCUUACUGACCUCAGAUGAAAACUGGAAGCCAUGUAUCCUGAAUGAAGCUGCAAAGAUCAUCUAUAAGCUCGGGCGUCUGGAGAGUCUCUGCGCCUACUGGAACGUAAACAGUCCCAUCUUCUACAAAGGCUCAUGGGAAAACAUAGUGGACCAGCUGAAAUGUGGGAUUAGCAGUAAGAAUCAGGAACUUCCUCACUAUCAGUACAUUUUCAAACCGAUCUUUGCCUCGGCUAAAAUGUGCAUCAACCCAAAUGCUGAGCUGGAGCUGAAGACUCCUAAAGCCAACCUUCACCUUGAGGUUCAGAACAUCGCCAUAGAGAUGACCAAACCACAGUAUCUGUCCAUGGUGGAGGUACUGGAGUCUGUUGACUGCAUGUUCAAGAACGCCCCCUACAGGAAGUUCAGGCCUGACGUUCCAGUCCACAACAAAGCCAAACUCUGGUGGAGGUACGCCUUCAACAGCAUCCUGGAGGUCCACAUCAGACGCCUCAGCCACAUGUGGUCCUGGUCCAACAUCAAGGAGCACAGAAAGAACCUGAAGGCCUAUAAGACGGCCUACAAGAACAAACUGCUGAGUCAGAGCAAGCCGAACCCAGAGGUCGAGCAGCAAAUCCAGGAUCUGGAGGAAGUUCUGGAUGUCUUCAACAUCACGUUAGCCCGGCAGCAGGCCCAGAUGGAGGUGAUCAGGUCUGGGCAGAAGGAGCUGGCCAAGAAGGCGGCUAGCCAAAAGCAGGGAGGAGGAGGUGGUUUCUUUAGCGGCUGGUUCGGUCGAAAGGCCAAGAAGGAGGAACAGGAGCCAGAGGAGAGCAAGGAAUCAGAGACCUCUGGGCUGGACGAGAUCAUGACAACAGAGGAGAAAAAGAAACUCUACACCGCCAUCGGCUACAGCGGCAGCUCCCACAACCUGGCCUUACCCAAGCAGUAUGUGGCAGUGGUCGUCACCUUCCAGCUGUUCAGGACCUCUGUGACGGUCAGAGAGCUGCCGGACGUCCCAGAAAUCCUCAAAGUCCAGAUGAUCGACCUCAGCACAAAAAUAUCUCAGAGACCUGGAGCUCAAGCCUUCAGGGUGGAGGCUGGGCUGCAGCACUGGUACGUUACAGGUCUUCAGCAGCAGGGGGCGGUACCUUCGCUCAUCGCCACUGUGGGAGAUUCAGACUCCUCUCUGCUCAGCGUUGUGUUUGAGAUAAACCCGGAGGAGAGCAAGGCUGACCAGCUGCUCAGAGUCCAGUCUCAGCCUGUUGAGAUAAUCUACGACGCGCUGACGGUGAACAGUUUGGCUGAGUUCUUCAAAACAGGGAAAGGUGUUGAUUUGGAGGUUCUGACGUCGGCUACGCUCUCCAAACUGGAGGAGUUCAAAGAGAAAACUGCCACAGGUUUGUCUCACAUCAUCGAGACCAGGAAGGUUCUGGACCUGAAGAUUAACCUGAAGCCGUCCUACCUGCUGGUACCAAAGUCUGGUUUCUAUAACAACACGUCGGACCUCAUCAUUGUAGACUUUGGUAGUUUACAGUUAAACAGUGUUGAACAGAGCGGUCUGAGUUCGUCCUCAUCGUCCUUCUCCUCUCUGGAGGAAAUCAUGGAUCGAGCUUAUGAAAGAUACAGCGUGGAGCUACGAAGAGUUCAGGUGCUCUACAGCAAGUCAGGGGAAGCCUGGAAGUCAGCACGGCUGCAGGAUUCUUCAGUCCAACACAUCCUCAAACCCAUGGAUCUAACUGUCCAGCUGGCUAAGUGUAUGGUUGAGAAGGAUGCCAGGAUGCCCAGGUUAAAGGUGUCAGGAGAGCUGCCACUGCUGCAUGUUAAGAUCUCAGACCAGAAGAUCCACAAUGUCCUGGAGCUGGUUGAUAGUAUCCCACUGCCCACCAAGGGCUCACCCCCCUCCACGCCCACUGAGAAGGUGCUGCCAUUGGCUGAAGCAAGACCUCGACCACUCAGCCUUCACCCCUCCCUCCUUGACGCCAUAGAAACCGAUUCAGAUGAAGACACCAGCGAGAAGUCGACAGACGAUGAUCAGCAGCGACUGGCUCUGGAGGAGCUCACCGACCUUCAGUUCAAGUUUGAAGUCAAAGAGGUGCUGUUGGAGCUGACCCGUCAGGUGGACCAGGAGAAGACCGUCCUCUCAUUCAGCGUCUGUCAGCUUGGAGCUGAAGGGAAGAAACGGACCUUUGACAUGACCGUCACCUCCUAUCUGCGCAGGAUAACGCUUGAUUACUGUGACGUACCAGAUGGCAGAAAUCGUCCUCUGCACCUGAUCAGCUCCUCAGAACAGCAGGGCUCAGACCUGCUGAAGGUGGAGUUCAUCAAGGCUGAGCAAAACGGUCCCAGCUUCCAGACAGUCUUCAACAACACUGUACAAACACUGAAGGUGGAGUUUUCCUCUCUGCACUUCCUCCUCCACACCAAAGCUCUGCUGUCAACCAUCAACUACCUGAACACCGCCAUGCCGUCCAAACCCAGCACCAGCCGAGACCAGGACGCCAAAAAACAAGAAGUAGAGAAGAUCGAACAAGGCCGGACAGUGUCCAAAGCUGCCAAAGAUGGCGGUGUGUUCAGCUUUAAGCUGUUUGCCAUGUUGGGCUGUUUCCGUGUGGAGGUGUGUGAUGACCGCUGCAGCAUUGCUGACAUCAGAAUCCAAGGAAUUGAUGCUUCAGUGCUUGUGCAGGCGAAGGAGACGGAGGUGUUCGCCAGACUCAGGGACAUUGUGGUGACAGACGUCAACCCCAAAACCGUCCACAGAAAGGCGGUGUCCAUCAUGGGUGAGGAGGUGUUCAGCUUCAAACUGUCCCUGUAUACGGGGGCAACAGAGGGGGAGGGAUACAGUGACAUGUCAAAGGUGGAUGGGAAGGUUACCAUGCGUCUGGGCUGCAUCCAGAUCGUCUACCUGCACAAGUUCCUCAUGUCACUGCUGAUGUUCAUCGAUAAUUUCCAAACUGCCAAAGAAGCUCUGAGUGCUGCAACAGCUCAGGCAGCAGAGAAGGCAGCGUCCAGCGUUCGGGGCUUUGCUCAGAAGAGUUUCCGUCUGUCUAUGGACAUCAAACUGAAGGCUCCGCUUAUUAUCAUCCCCCAGUCACCCACCUCCCAUAAUGCCGUGGUGGUAGAUCUGGGUCUGAUCACGGUGGGAAACAGCUUCUCUCUGCAUCCAGCUGAUGGAUUUUUUCUCCCAGCAGUGGUGGAGAAGAUGGACGUCAAGUUGACUCACCUGAAGCUCUCCAGGACCACACUAAAACAAGGCUCUGCUCAGCCAGACAUCGUGAUCCUCCAGCCAAUCAACUUGGAGCUGCUCAUCACCAGAAACCUGGCUGCUGCCUGGUUCACUAAGAUCCCCGGAGUCAAGGUCCAAGGAGUCAUCCACUCCCUUAAUAUGAGUCUGGGUGAGGAAGACCUUGGAGUGCUGAUGAAGAUCAUGGUGGAGAACAUCGGGGAUGGUAGUGCAGAGCACAGCAUGGAUGUCAAGACACAAGUGGCUCAAGAGAAGGCGGAGCUUGCUGAGCAGCAGCUGGACGUGUUGCCAUUGGAGACUGGAUCUAAUGGGGUUCAGAUCACCACCAACGAAGAUCUGACUGAAAACACAGUCAACGUUCUCCUCAACUUUGAACUCAAACAGGUGCUGCUGACCCUAAAGAAACCUAUAGAGAAGAAAGAGUCACCCUUCCUGGUCUUUCACGUCGCUCAGCUCGGCAUUGACACCAAAGUCCGAAAGUACGACAUGUGUGCCUCAACUUACAUUAAGAAGAUCACUUUAGAGUGCCAUGAGUUCAAAGACUGGAACGGUGACCCGCUGUGUCUCAUCAGCUCAUCUGUGGGAUCUGGAGCUGAACUGCUCAAAGUGCAGUAUUUCAAGGCUGACCGCUCAGGACCAAAUUUCUCUACAGUCUACAAGAACACAGAGAAGAUGAUCAAUGUGACCUUCACCUCUCUUGAUGUCAUGCUUCAUACCGAGGCUCUGCUAUCAUCCAUGAAUUUUGUGUCUGCUGCGUUGUCAUCUGCUAGUCAGUCUUCGCCAGAAAAAGAAAUCAAACCAAAGACAGAAGAUAAGACUGUUGCAACCAAGUCCACUGCCACAGUGUCACCUGCAGACAGUACAGUUAUUGACCUCAAGGUGAUGAUGAACCUGGGUGCCUUUAACGUCCUGGUUUGCGACCAGAGCUCCAACAUGGCCGACAUCAAGAUCCAAGGUAUAAAUGGUUCUUUAUUGAUGCAAGGAGCCCAAACUCACAUAUCAGCCAGUCUGAGAGAUUUUCUCGUCAUAAAUGUCGAUCCGAAGAGCAUCCACGAGAAGGCCAUCUCCAUAGUGGGUGACGAAGUGUUUAGCUUCACAAUGAGUCUGACGCCAAAUGCCACAGAGGGGGCAGGUUACGCCGACGCCUCUAAAACUGAUGGUCGCCUGAAGCUGAAUGUGGGCUGCAUCCAGGUGGUUUACCUGCACAAGUUCAUCAUGUCUCUGCUGAACUUUACCAACAACUUCCAGACGGCUAAAGAAGCCGUAAGCGCUGCAACGGCUCAGGCUGCAGAGAAGGCGGCGUCGAGUGUUCGAGACUUUGCUCAAAAGAGUUUCCGUCUAGCCAUGGACAUCAAUCUGAAGGCCCCACUCAUCAUCAUUCCCCAGUCCUCCACCUCCAAUGAUGCACUUGUGAUGGACCUUGGUCUGAUCACAGUGGGAAACAGUUUCAGUCAGCUUCCUGUCAGUGGGUGCCCUCUGCCGGCGAUUAUCGACAAUAUGGAUAUCCAGCUGAAACACCUGAAACUUUCCAGGACCUGUAUGGAUCCAGCUUCGGGUCAGCCCAACAUCGAGCUGCUUGAACCUGUAAACCUGAAUCUGAACAUCAAGAGGAACCUGGCCGCUUCCUGGUACAAGAAGAUGGUGGCUGUGGAGAUCAAUGGCGAUCUGAAGCCCAUGAAGGUGGGGCUGAGUCAGGAUGACCUGAGGGUGCUGCUGAGGAUCCUGACAGAAAAUCUGGGAGAGGCGAGCAGUCUGGAGUCCACUGCCCCCAAACAGGAGGCCAGUCUGCAAGUUCGAGCAGCUGGAGGCCCCCCCACAGGUGAUGUUGAGAAGAAGACAGAAAGCAGCGAUGAAGUAGAAGAGGAACCUCUGGAAACAAUGAAGUUCAGCUUCAACAUUGAGUCUCUUGGCCUGGUUCUUUAUGGCACUGACCCAAAACAGCCCUCUGAGCUCCGUCACCAGGAGGACCUCAGACUAGGCGAGUUCGCUCUGCACCUGCUGAGGACUUCAGGGAAGAUUAUGAACAACGGCAGCAUGGAGGUGGCCACCGUCCUCACCGACUGCACGCUGGACGAUCUGAGGAGCGGCAUGGAGAGAGUGACAUCACGGAUGCUCGGUCGCAGAGAUGAGCAGAGCUCUGAGGUGAUGAUCGAUGUGACAUAUCGUCAGAGCCCCGCAGAGAGGGAGGUGGUGGCCGUCCUGCAGAAACUCUACCUUUGUGCCAGCGUUGAGUUUCUGAUGGCUGUCGCUGAUUUCUUCUUGAAGGCUCUGCCACAGAGUUCGACACCGAGUGCUGCUCCUGCACAGAGCGAGAGACUGCCGCUGAAACAAACUGCUGAGCCAAGAGCCGAGUCAAAGCCUGCCUCAGCCGUCAGGACUCGUCUUCGGGCGGUGGUGGUCGACCCAGAAGUGGUGUUUGUGGCCAGCCUGAUGAAGGCUGAUGCUCCCGCCCUUGUUGCCUCAUUUCAGUGCGACUUUAGCCUGCAGGGCGAGGCGGAUGGGACCCAGAACAUGAGAGCUAACCUGAGGGAGCUGAAAGUCCUGGCCUGUCCCUUCAUCCGAAACAAGGAGGACAAGGCCGUCACUACAGUGUUGAGACCCUGUUCUGUUGCCUUGGAAACCAAAACCCACCCCAACCAGCCACUGAGCGGCUCUGUGGUGGUAGAGGAAGUCAUUGUCAAGAUCUCCCCAUUCAUCCUCAACACAGUGAUGACAAUAACAGCCGCCAUGACGGUGAAGAAGGAGGACGAGCAGAGUACUGAGUCAAAAGCCGACACAUCUGACCUCUGGUCCGUUAUGAACAUCUACGACUGUAACUACUGGUUCCUGGGAGUGGACCAGGCCAUGGAGGUGACUGAGAGCUUCACAGAGCAGGAUGGACGCAAUGUCGGCGAGAGCUUUGACGCAGAGAUAAAGGUGGUCCAGGUGACUCUUGAGUCUGGUUUGGGCCAUCGGACUGUCCCACUGCUCCUGGCCGAGUCCUCUUUCAACGGAUCUGCAAAGAACUGGUCGUCUCUGCUGAAUCUGAAAGCUGACAUGACACUAGAGGUGAACUACUUCAAUGAGACCCAUGCAGUUUGGGAGCCUCUGAUUGAACGAGUGGAAAGCGGCAAACGCAGGUGGAACCUAGAGCUAGAGAUGAAAAACAACCCACUCCAGGACAAGAGUCCUGUUCAUGGAGACGACUUUGUCAUUCUUCCUGAUCCUCGCACGGCCAUCAGCAUCUGCUCCAAAGACACCAUGAAUAUCACGGUCUCACAGUGCACUCUGAACGUCCUGCAGAACCUCUCUAAGGCGUUCUCAGAGGGCACAGCCUCCACGUUUGACUACUCCCUGAAGGAGAAGGCCCCCUUCACCAUCAGAAACUCCCUGGGAAUUCCUCUCAUCGUGCAGCACAGCGCCAACCUCAGGCCGGUGUCUUCACCAUCGCAGGGAAAACUACACGAGCUGCCGGUGGAUCAGAGCAUGGACCUGGAGCACUCCAUGUUUGAGCCGUCUUCACGAGGAAAACUGUCAGCUCUGCAGCGACAGGAGAGCUGCCUGUUCAAUCUCAGCAUAGUUCCCUCUGGAUACAGCGAGAUCUCCAACAUUGCGGUGGACAAACCAGGACGCCGUCUCUACAACAUCCGUGGCCCGAUGCAGCAGGAGGCGGUUUCUGUGCUGAUGCAGAUCGAUGCCUCUGAGGGUAACAAAGUCAUCACUGUGCGCUCACCGCUGCAGAUAAAGAACCACUUCUCAGUGCCGUUCACCAUCCUGAAGUAUUGUUCCUUAUCUAGGAGCCUGCAGAGCGUUGGGCUGGCUCUACCUGAGACAGAGUUUCACAUCCCCUUAGAAGCGUACAGGUGUCAGCUGUUUAUACGUCCAGCAGGAAGUCUUGAUGAUCAGUAUCAUCAGUCCUCUACCUGCAUGGCGUGGAAGGAGCAGAUUCACCGCAGCUCAGAGGUACAGUCAGUGCUUCAGUGUCCGGCGACAGACAACAGCCUGAUGCCUCUGACAGUCAGCACACUGGCUGUUCCUGAUGACUUGAGACACAUCGCUAGUCAUGGAGAGGAGGACUGGGACCCUGCGUAUGUCAUUCACCUCCACCCUGUGGCCAUGCUACGAAACCUGCUGCCUUACACCAUCCGCUACAUGAUGGAGAGCUCUGCAGACUCUUACGAGCUCCUGGAGGGCAGCACGUCAGACCUCCUGAAUGCUCGUGUCUCUGGGGAGAUCCUGUCCUUGGUGCUGAUGAAGUACCAGGGCCGAGACUGGCAUGGACACAUCCGUAUCGAUCAGGAGAUUCCCGAGUUCUUUGCUGUUUGUCUCACCUGUGACUCAGACACCAACAUUACAAUGGAUGUGAGCAUUCACGUGACGAAGACAUCUGGCCGUGUGCUGCUGUCUAUCUUCAGCCCGUACUGGAUCAUCAACAAAACGUCCCGAGUGGUGCAGUACAAAUCAGAGGAUCUGAUGGUCAAACACCCUGCAGACUUUAGAGACAUUAUCCUGUUCUCCUUCAGGAAGAAGAACCUGUUCAGUAAGAGCAAGCUCCAGCUGUGUGUCUCUACCAGCUCCUGGUCAGACGGUUUUUCUCUGGACACUGUGGGGAGUUAUGGCUGUGUUCGCUGUCCUGCCAGCAACAUGGACUACCUGGUUGGAGUCAGUAUCAAGAUGAGCAGUUUCAACCUGACCAGGAUUGUCACCAUGAGUCCGUUCUACACACUGGUCAACAAGUCGUCAUACGAGCUAGAGGUGGGGGAGAUCAUCAACUCCAACUCCACUAAGUGGCACUACUUGGCUUCCACUGAGUGUGCCCCCCUGUGGCCAGAGAACACUUCAGGGAAGUUGUGUAUCCGCGUGGUUGGAUCUGAAUCUACCUCCAAGUGUUUCUUAUUUAACCGGCAGGAUAACGGCACCCUGCUGAGCCUGGAUAUGUGUGGUGGGAUCAUCGUAGACGUCAACAUCUCCGAUAUGUCCACGGUUAUAAGUUUCAGUGAUUACUACGAAGGAGCCGCUCCGGCUCUGCUGCUCAACCACACACCCUGGGUCAACCUCAGCUACAGGCAGAGUGGCUCAACAGUGACCCAUCAGCUGAAACCUGGGGAGGCUCGGCGGUUUGUGUGGGACGACCCGGCCGGGGUCAGAACCCUCUGCUGGAACUGCAUGGAACAUUCUGGAGAGCUAGACCUGUUAAAGGACGAGGUGGGUCAGUUCGCCUAUGACAGCCUGUCUCAGGUCCACUGGGUGUCCUUCCUGGAUGGCCGCCAGCGGGUGCUGCUGUUCACUGAAGAUGUCGGUGUGGUGACGAAGGCUCGGCAGGCAGAGGAACUUGAGCAAUUCCAACAGGAAGUGAAGGUGUCACUGCAAAACCUGGGACUGUCACUUAUUAACAAUGCAAGCCGACAGGAGAUUUCAUACAUCGGAAUCACCAGCUCAGGUGUUGUUUGGGAGAUGAAGCCAAAGAAUCGAUGGAAGCCAUUUAGUCAGAAAAACAUCAACCUGCUGGAGAAAACGUACCAGGAUCAGCUGAACACAAAGACAGAAGGAGGCUGGGUCAAACUGGAGACCAAUAUAGAGGUGAACUUUUCAGGGGCCACCAUGAUGAUGCGUCAGCCAAUUUCCUGCCCAAUCAGGAGAAACUUCCUGUCAGGGAUCCAGGUGGAGUUUAAACAGUCUCUUCAUCAGCGCAGCCUGAGAGCCCAGCUGCACUGGCUACAGGUUGAUAACCAGCUGCCAGGUGCCAUCUUCCCCAUUGUCUUCCAUCCAGUUCCUCCUCCCAAAUCCAUCGCUCUGGACUCAGAGCCAAAGCCUUUCAUUGACGUCUCCAUCAUCACCAGGUUCAACCAGCACAGCAACGUCAUGCAGUUCAAGUACUUCAUGGCCCUGGUGCAGGAGAUGGCAGUGAAGAUCGAUCAGGGCUUCCUGGGAGCCAUCUUGUCUCUGUUUACUCCGGCUGCUGACCCCCAGGCCGACAGACAGAAGACACAGCUGAUAGAGAAAGAUCUAGAGCUGCUGCAGGCCGAGCUGGCAGAGGUGUCCAGCAACGAUGCGUCAGGACUCAGCUUCUUUGAACAUUUCCACAUCUCACCCAUCAAGCUCCAUCUCAGUCUGUCUCUUGGCUCGAGCGGCUCAGACUCGUCCAAGGAUGUAGCGGCGAUCCAGUCCUUUAACCUGCUGCUCAAAAGUAUCGGCGCCACGCUGACUGAUGUGGACGACCUCAUCUUCAAACUGGCCUUCUUCGAGGUGAAGUACCAGUUCUACAGCAGAGACAAACUGAUGUGGACUGUCGUCAGACACUACACUGAGCAGUUCCUGAAGCAGAUGUACGUCCUUGUUUUGGGUCUGGAUGUUUUGGGAAACCCGUUUGGACUGAUCCGAGGUCUGUCUGAGGGAGUGGAGGCCUUCUUCUACGAACCAUUCCAGGGGGCUGUUCAGGGUCCUGAGGAGUUUGCAGAAGGUUUUGUGAUCGGAGUCCGCAGCCUGCUGGGUCACACUGUGGGUGGGGCUGCAGGUAUGGUCUCCAGGAUCACUGGGUCUGUGGGUAAAGGUCUGGCAGCGAUCACCAUGGACAAAGAGUACCAACAGAAACGACGAGAGGAGAUGAACAGACAGCCCAAAGACUUUGGAGAGAGUCUGGCUAAAGGAGGAAAAGGACUGCUGAAGGGAGUUGUAGGCGGAGUUACAGGCAUCGUCACCAAACCUGUGGAGGGGGCGAAGAAGGAGGGAGCAGCAGGUUUCUUUAAGGGCAUUGGGAAAGGCUUGGUGGGCGUGGUGGCUCGGCCAACAGGUGGCAUCGUGGACAUGGCCAGCAGCACCUUCCAGGGCAUCCAAAGAGUGGCGGAGUCGACGGAGGAAGUGACCAAACUGAGGCCGGUGCGUCUGAUCAGGGAGGACGGGAUAAUUCGACCAUAUGACCUGACGGAGUCGCAGGGCUUUGACCUUUUUCAGCGCUCAGAGAUCAAACAGCUGGAGGGUGAGGUUUUCAGAGACCACUGUCUGUAUCCUGGACACCGAAAGACCAACAUCAUCGUCACCAACAGGAGGGUCAUGUGUGUGAAGGAAAUCGACUUUGUGGGUCAUUUCAACAAAGAGUGGGAGUGUCUGUAUGAUAACUUCUACCGUCCUCCAGCUGUGAUGGGAACUGAGCUAAAGAUCUACUGCAAGGAGCAGCAGAAGUUGAAGCUGCCAAAGAAAGACAAUCAGGAGCCGGUGAGGAGCGUCCAGCUCAAAGACACAGUCAUCGCUCAGAAGCUGCAGGCGACCAUAUCAGAUGCUCAGGUGGCUCAGCAGCAGCACCGCAUGGCGAGACAGAAGUCACAACGCUUCCUGAAACAGAACAGCAAGCACUGAAGUCACUUCCUGUUUGAUGCUGAGUUAUAGAAAUCUCACAUAAAACAUCUCACACUGUACCUUUAACAACAAUUUUAAAAAUCUAAAUCACUUGCAGGAACUGCCAUAUCUAUGUUUACUGAGUUGUCUGUCUAAAGGGUUACCUGAAAUUCCCAUAGUGCCUGUGUUUGCAGCCUUCUACUUCCUGAUUUCAGGUUAAUUUAGUACUGGGACAGUCUCUCUGUAUUUGGUGUUUUAUUUUGAAAUCUACCAGAUGCAGUGCAUGUUCCCAUAUCAAUUGGCUGUUCAACUUGAUGGCAGGGGUUCUGCAGAUAGUCUUGCUGCAUGUCAUAUAAGCAGAGCAGAGUGGAGAUUCUGGCACGCUCCACAGAGACCACAGCACAUGCUGGAAACCCAAAGAUUGUCUAGAAAGAGCUCCAAAGUGUGCGGCGUGGGCAGCUGCAGACAGACUCCGUGGAAAUUGCAGGUUACACUGUGAAUAGAAAAUGGCACUUUUACCACUUUUGUUGCACUUCUGUGUAUGAUUUGCCAUCUUUUUCUCAUUUUUAUUUCACUUUUAAUCUCUUUUCUUUACAUUUUUUACUUUAUUGUUCAUUACUUUUGAACUUAACUAAUUUUUGUCAUCAAAUUCUGAAGUCAAUGAUGUUUUGAAAAUCUAACUACCACCCACACCAUUUUUUUAACAACUUUAUGUAUAUUUUAUACCUGAAAGUCAAAUACUGCUUUAUUUUUCAAGGCUCAAGAUGUGCAUAUCAGUUUAUUUGUUACAGGAAAAGGUCAGUAAAACUUAGCAGGGAAGGUGUUCCUCUGCUAAUUUUCUUAGUAUUUUCUACAGCCUACACUGCAAAACUUAAAUCUAAAGUGUAUUUGUCUAAUUUGAUGUUAAAAAUAUCUCAUUAUACAAGAGAAUUUGGUGUGCUUUAUAAUUUGAAAUUAUUUGACCCAUUUAUAUCAGUUAAUCGGGAUGCACUAGUACCACUGUUAACCUCUUGUUUCGAGCUGAGGUACUAAAUAAAAACAGCACCACAUAAGACAUAUUUACCUAAUAGAAACCGACGUUUCAUAUUCAUUCAUAAGUUUCUUAUUAUGAGGGAGAAAUGCACCUAAAGGUGCACUGGUAGUGGUUCCAGAAUUCUCAUCUGCUCUUGGAUCCAAGGAUGCUCAGGCUCCAUGGCGGUGGUUCCCAAACUUUUUCUCCCAGGCCCUCCCUACCCCUUACUGUACAAAUUAAAUUUAAAAAACAUGAACUCACAACAAACAUAUCUUUGCCCCUGAUUUUUGCCAAUAAAUUGCAUUUUUUAUUUGCCACAAGACAGAAGCAUUGAAAAAAUUUUGCAUAAAUAACAGCAACCAUGUUCUUAAACAGUCUUGAAAAACUGACUCUCUGAAAAUGAACAAUUCCCUAAAAAUUAAACUUUGUGAGCAUUUUGUAAGAUUUAUACUUCUAGUCAUACAAUAAUUUCAUUGAUUUCUGUUGGAUUGUUUUGUGCGACAGAGCUUCUCGGGUCCUGGGUGCAGUUGUGAGACUUCCUCUCUCAGUUCUAUUUUUUAUCUACAGUUUUGAUCUGGACUUUAUCUUGAUUGAGGCAACAGCAGAAAACCCUAUCUCACACUGGCAGGAUGUUGCGAAAGGGAAGAGCCACUCUCCUGCCCAGUAGUGGGUACACCUUUUCUACUCCAAUCCAAAAUGCAGACACAGUGACCCACCUUGGCAACCACUGCGCUAUGGUGUCACUCCCAGCGGGAAUGCAGAAGUGCACUUUUUAAGUGCAUUUAAUUUCUGAUUGAAAAUCAAAAUCUGUUAUCUUAUUGGUAAAUACAUUUAAUGAGGUACCAUUUUUAUGAACAGUCAUCAAUUAAAACAACAAGUAGUAUUCAGAGGGAAGCAACACUGAGUACUGCUGGUCUUAACUCACCAGGAAUGAUGAAUGUGGGGGGUUUCCAUUUUCCAGAGGGGAGUUUUGGCAAUUGACCUUACAACCAAUGGCAGCCUGCGUAACAAGAGAGCCCGACAUAGGACUGGUCACUUUUAAAACAAAGAUAUUAAAAUGCUAAAUUUAACAUACGUAUCUUAAAUAAUACCUUUAAAGUUCUUAGUAAGAGAGAAAGAUGUUUUAAUGCUAUCAGAUUUUCCUUAACCUUCCUCUUGACAGUGAAGUGGUGCAUAGUGUGCAGCCUGCUUUACUGUAGUCCUCAUUGUACUUUAGUAACAAUAUUGAUAAACUGCAGACAUGGCUACAACUUUGCAUACCUGCUUUAAUAAGAGAGACAAACAUCAUGGUGUAAAGCUAUUUUGGUUUCUGUAAUGUUCUGAAUACGAAUACUUGGGCCUGGUUUUAGCACUACUACCCAAAAUUGCUAUCUACACCAGUGCAUCCUCAUCAGUCAGUAUAUUUUCGUAUAUUUAACUAGAAAUGAGACAAAUACAUGUGCUUAGAUUUGAGUUUUUGCGGUGUACGAAAACAGAACUUGGUAGGUGGAUGUUUGCCUCCCUGAUGAAAUUUCUUUCUCCCAUUGUAUAAAGAUGGACGACACAUCUCUAGCUCCUCCUGGUGUAAUUAAACUCAGUCGGAUGGGCGAUGACAUAUUGGACAUUUGGAGCCAGAGUCUGUGCAGGACAGAUCAGUUGUUAAAGCAGUAUUGAUGUUCAAAAACACAUUUAUUUUGCUGAUAAAGUAUCAAAGCUUCCUGACGUUGCCACAGUCCAGAUUCUUGUCGGUUUAAAUCAGUCGUUACGUCAUCCAAAGUUCAGUGACUCAUGUGAGUGUUCUUUCCUCUCGCUGUCGCUGUGGAGCCACAUUACUCCCCUAUAACAUAAAAUCUUAAUCUGUAAUCUGUUCACAUUAGAAAGGCUUUGAUUUUGAAAUACUGCAGCCAGUGAGCACAGGGACCUUUAAAUGACUUAGCUUCACUUCUGUGAAGCUGUUACGCCGUCCAUCUUUUUAUACAGUCUUCAGUGUCUCCUUAUUAUGAAAGUCCACAUUGUCACAUCGGUAUUUCCUUUUGAGCUCUCUGCUUUUUUAUUUUUUAUUGUAACAUCUAUUUUCAAAGAAAUAUGAUACAAUGUUGCUGAAAGUAAAACACAAGCCGAUGUACGAAUGUUAAAACUGACAGCUGGAGGAUUUGAAAUGAUGUUUAAAGGAGUUUAGGGCUAUUUUUUUAAAAAUCAAACUCAGUUACAGUUGUAUUAAUUCAAUUAUGCAAGUUAUUUCUUCCAGUCAGUGUGAGGGUUUUCUUUUUUAAUAUUUUGUUUUUUAUUGGACUUGAGUCUCUUCAGAUGGACUGUCGUGGGUAUUUCAGUCCCUGCUGUUUGCCUGCAGGUUGCACUGCCGAAUGUUUAAAGAUGAAGCCAUAAAAACAACUUGUUGCACUAAAGAAGCUAUUGCAAUAAUCAGUGUGUUGUUGAUGAUGAUGAAUUUGUGCUGCCACUCUUCUUCAGAGAAAUAAACAGUGUGAAUCAUGAUAAUCACAGAAGAGAAAAGUGAAAUGAUUGUCCUUAGAUCAACAAAUCUAAGAUUUUUCUCUAUUAACCUACCGAAGAUUUAGAGCUGUUAUUAAAAACUAAUGGAGGUGCCUUGUUUACAUGUGAACCUUAAAUCUUUUUGUUGUUGAGUUUGUUUCUUUAUAAUCUUUGCUGUAACCAAAUAAUUGUCUCCUUUUUGUUUGCUGCAGAAAAAUAAGAUCUGAAUACAAAUCUGUGAAGAA
This is a messenger RNA of Cheilinus undulatus (humphead wrasse), 14863 nucleotides long. RefSeq names its product vacuolar protein sorting 13 homolog C (gene vps13c). Gene Ontology annotation, cellular component: extrinsic component of membrane. The record is from RefSeq and is a predicted model, not a curated record. Lineage: Eukaryota; Metazoa; Chordata; Actinopteri; Labriformes; Labridae. The transcript is spliced from 84 exons. Gene Ontology annotation, biological process: mitochondrion organization; protein retention in Golgi apparatus; protein targeting to vacuole. Bases 62 to 11158 code for a protein of 3698 amino acids.